Porites lobata is the source of this 20574-nucleotide messenger RNA. The record is from the annotation of a GenBank genome assembly. NCBI's taxonomy places the organism in Eukaryota, Metazoa, Cnidaria, Anthozoa, Scleractinia, Poritidae.
UUUCAGGUGAAUCAGUCCCCAAGUGCUUCUUUCAACUUGUCAUUUGGGUUUGAGUUUGAUGCCGCAGGAUUGUCAGAAGUUGAUAAAAUGGAGCAAUUACAUCUCUGUCCUAACCCUGCUCUGCAAUCUCCUGUAACUGUGCCUCCAAAGGAUGCUGCAGAAGGCAAUAUUACACCAAAGAUGACCCUACAGGCCUUCACUCCACAUAUUAACAGUGGCAAAACGAAUGGAUCUGCAUUGAACAAGUUUGGACGUGCCAGGGAGCGCAUUUCUACACCUAUUGAGGACUCCGAACAUGUGGCACUGUUUUUGUCAACUCACUCACCUGUGUUUUCUCCUGUCACUGGUGCUUUCGAAAAAUUUGAAAAUAGCAAUGACAAGUCACAAGCUUUGAGAAGGAGUUUGGUGAAUCAAGCUGCUCAUGAUAGCAAAAGGUAAAGCCAUUAUCAUAAGUAAUAUAGAUAAUAUAAUAUUUUAUAAACUAACUAAGAUAGUAAGUGCAUUCUGAUUGGUUAAAAACCUAUGGUUUAUUAUGCCUGGCCCAGUAAACUCAUAGUUUACUUAAAGUUAUUUUAUAAAAGCAAUAGACCACACUUUCUUUGGGUUUACUGGCUUGAUAACCAACUUGGGAUGUUGGGAGAACACUUGAAAAGCUUUUAAACCCGGAGUAGUCAAUCAAUAAAAAUCGGUAUUGAUUUAUCAAUCAAUAAAUCGAUAAAAAUCGGUAAACCUGAUCUGAUUGAUAUCAAUUGUAUCAAUCAAUCGGUAGAAUCAAUGACACACUCGUUUCGUUUAUCGAUUUAUAAAAAAAUUAAUAUACUAUUAGAUUUUACCCAUUCCGUUGAUUUUUAUCGGAAGAUACAUCUGUUCUUCUGUUCAUCCAAAAAUGAAAACUGAUUUCUUGCAAACAGUGAAUUUGUUGACAACUGAGUUGCAAUUGAGAAUUCAAGGAUCAAACAAUUUAUUAUCACUUCUUUAAAAAAAAGUUUAAAAAAUCUUAUCUUUUCUUUAAAACCUGCUAGGCGCUUUAAAGUCUUCUUCUGAUGACCAGUAUUGCUCAGGUUUUUUAUUUUUUCCGGUUUUUGCACAAUUUAGAUCUGCCACCCUUUAGUUUAUCAAUUUUCACCAAUUUCCGUCAUCAAUCUUGAUUUUUAUCAAUACCGAUUUUUAUUGAUUGACUACUCUGGGUUGUAAAUCACUCGCCUCAGCUCAUGAUUUACAAGUUUUUCUCGUGUUCUCCCAACAUCCCGCAUGGGUUAUCACGCCGGUAAACUCAUAGAAAGUGUAGUCUAUUGCUUAAAUAACUUACAUCAGGUUCUUAAAAAUCGAGGUGAAGCCAAGAGUUUUUACCCCUGAUAAUACAAGACUGUGAGUUUUUUGAACAGCUUCAAAAUCUCUGAUAUAGAUCAACUCAUUACUGCACUAAUAUUUAGAUUUGGGCUUAUUUUGGUCUAAAAAAUUGAACGUUAAGUUUAGCCACGAGUGUCUUUAUUAGAUAUUGCGACAGUCAUUAAACAUUAAUUUCUUGUGUUUUUCCUUUAUGAAUUAUUAAUGACUUUCUAAAUUAUUUUUCCUGCCUACUUGCUUUCUGUCCACUUGUUCCUCCUAGGUUCUGGGGCCAAACAAUGGUUCUUAGGUACAGAAGAGUUCACUUAAUCAUUUAAGAAUUUAUGUAUAGUCCCUUUUUGGUUAUACUGUGAGUGCCAAUCACAAUAAUAAAAAAAUUGGAACUGUCUCUUUUUUCAUCUUCCACAUUUGGGCUAUUUCAGUUUCCGAAUUAAUCCUUAUGCUUUGAGGGUUUCUUGACUACCUUUACUGAAGUAUCUGUCAGAUGGUAAUGCCAAGUCAAUGAUUUGGCAUUUAUUAUUUUUAUCAUCCUUUAUCAUGAUGCUAGGUUUUUUAUAAUCAUAAAUUAAUACUAAUUAUUUAUUACUACUAUCUGCUAUUUUUUUCUUUAGUCAGCUAUCAGCGGCUCUUUCAGCGUCUCUCAGUAGGAGCAUCCUCGAGCCUGAAGUUAGCAGCUCUGGGAACCCCUUGGAGCUAUCCUCCUGGGGUCUCCCUCCUGAGGUCCUGAGAAAGUACAAUGAGAUGGCGAUCACACAUAUGUUUGAGUGGCAAGCUGCUUGUCUGCAAACAGGAAAGGUACUCACAGGAGGUGAGUUAGGAAGAUUUUAUUUUUACAAGUGAAAAUUAAUAGAGGGGGAAGCUGUGCCCAAAGAAACCUUAUACCUUUUAUUUAAAAAUGGUACCCCUUUCACAUACCUAGUUUUAAUAGAACAUUGUAUGAAAUUCCUUUUAUCUGCUCUAAAUGCACUGUCUUUUAAAUAUGAAUAUGGUCAACUCUUUGUUAAUGGACACCUCUAUUACAUGGGCACCUCUCUGUAAAACAGGUCUACACCUAGAAUUGGUCUCUCCCUUUAUUUGACUCUCUACAAGACGGAAAUCCCUCUUAGAUGGAUACUUAGUGUUGGUCCUGAAGGUGUCCAUCUUUAAUAAAGAGAGCUGACUGUAAAACACCGAAGCAGGAAGUUUUUUUUGGCCUUUUCUCACAUAGCCAAAAGACGCAUCUGUUUGCCCUUUUAGCUCCUUUCACAGACUGCUAUGACAAAUUUCCCUACCCUUUCAUAAAGUUCUACUUGUGAAAUCCCUACCAUAAUUAUGUCCAAAACCUGAAAAAGGUACCUCUUUUGGGUGGAACCAGUCUUCGUAGGCCAAUUUUGGAACCCGCCCCAGGCUCCAGGCGUCAUGUCUUUUCAUGGGAGUAGCCUGCAUAGCGGAUACCUGUACUUUUAUCAGUUCAGUUUUACAACAUUUACAUCUUUUUAGGUCAAUUGCAAAGCUCUUUUGGAUUUAUGUCUUCAACCGCCGUCACAACAUAAACAGAUAAAUGAAAUAAAAUAUUUAAUACAAUGUAUUACUAAAUGGCACGCAAAAAGAGCGUUACCUGUGAGAGAGGGAGACUCACGCAUGUCCUUUUCCCUCUUAAACGUUGCUUAUGAUCUCACCUUAUAUUCCAGGUAUACAUGUAUUUCAUAAGUACUUGCCACACAGGCUGAAAAACUCUCUUUGACGAUACUAGGAGCUUCACGUCCGGGGGGGUUGGGCGGGGUACUCAACAAAGCUUUAUGGGAGGCUCCACCCUGAGGUCCCAACCUGUUACCCUUUUACAUACCAUUUUUGACAGAAAAGGUAUCCCUUUCAUAUACCUUCUAUUGACAAAUGGUACCCCUUUCACAUACCCAGCUUACAACUAUGCAUCCCUUUUCACUACCGUAAAUUUACAGUCUUUAAAAAUAAUAUGAUCAAUAAAUCUCUAACCAAACUGAACGUUUUCACCUUGAGUUCAUAAAAUGCAUCUCUUAGCCCUUCUGGGCCUUUUUUACAAACCAAAAUGACAUAUUUUCUACCCUUUCAUAUACCGUAAAAUUCCGAAAAUAAGCCCCUCCAUGUAUAAGCCCCUCCAAAUAUAGGCCCCCCAAACACCGGUAACGCAAAAAACCCUCUGUUAAAUCGCCCCUCCAAAUAUAAGCCCCCCCCCCCGAGGGCUUGUAAUUGGAAUAUUUCCCUCAAAUACAAAGUAAAACGAAGCAAAAACGGUAAAUUUACCUUCAACUGUAAGGCUAGCCCAAUCGAUUUUGAGACGCAAAUUUCCCUCCAUAGAUAAGCCCCUCCGAAUAUAAGCCCCUCCGAAAAUAAGCCCCUCAAAAAGGGCCUUUGAAAAAUAUAAGCGCCGGGGCUUAUUUUCGGAAUUUUACGGUACUUCAAUAAGUGAAAUCCCUAUCCUUUCAUAUACCUGAGGUCUGGAAUAGGUUACCCUUUCUAGCGGAGCCUCCCUGUAUAUGCCAUUAUAGGGAGUACCCCCCCCCCCGGGGGGGGGCUUCACGUAGUUUAGAUCAGUGGUUAAAAUGUCGAUAUGUUUCUUGCAGGCAAUUUGGUGUAUUCGGCCCCGACAAGUGCAGGGAAAACCAUGGUAGCAGAGCUACUUAUGUUAAAACGAGUGCUGGAAACAAAGAGGAAAGCGCUUUUUAUUCUGCCCUUCAUCAGCGUCGCACGUGAAAAAAUGUUUUACUUGCAGGUAAUUAGCGAAGCUGUAUGUAGUAUGUAAAUGAAAUUGCUUGAAUAGUCAGUUUGCAUGGGUGUGUUUUGACAAAUGUUUUCCUAAAUACCGUAUUUAUUCGAUUAACCGCCCUGGGCGCUUAUUAAAUUUUUGGACCUUGAGAGUGGGCGCUUAUUCGAGGCUAGGCGCUUAUUGAAUUUUCACCAUUUUCAGCGAGUGAAGUAUGUUUAUUUGGCCAAAAAAAAAACAAUAAUUGCUAAUAACAAGACGCGAAGAAGUAACAAAGCAAGGUUUCUGUAAAAUACUCCGAAGAAAACUCCGUCCUCAGGGAAGUCUAUUAUUAGAACUUAUUCACUCAAGUGGGUGGGGUGGGGGUGAGCGCUUAUUUAAUUUGGUUGGGAGGAGGAGGGGUGGGCGCUUAUUUGAGUUUGAUUGGGAGGAGGAGGGGUGGGGCGCUAAUUCGAGGCUGGGCGCUUAUUAACUUUUUCUGCCUUUAGGAUGAGCGCUUAUUCGAGGUGGGCGCUAAUUCGAACUGACAAGUUGAAGUGUCAGUCACGUUUGCGUGCAGUGCCCUUCUAAUGUAGAUGGUCAUUGCGUCGGAAGGGCGAAUUUCUAAAUGCAUUUCUUAUCGAAUUUUUGUCUAUUUUUUGCGCAACUUUAGCUGCCGUCUCCCCAUCAUCCCUCUUGGUGGCCGCGCUCUCUAUUCGUAAUUGCUACUAAUAGUUAAUCUAUUCACUAACGAAGGAAACGAUGCCUUAAGAUCUUCUUUAACAACCGUACUCUACUUGUUUUCUGUCAUAACUUUGUAGUAAAGAUUAAAAAUUUUUAGACCGUCAGUGGACCUGUUCAGGACAACAUACUUCUAAUACAAAUGCAAGGAAGCCAUUUAGCGAAAGGAAGAAGUUAGCUCGAAUAGCAAACUUCGCAGCGUUUUCUUUUCAGAUUUUCUUCAGAGUGUCAUUUUGUAACGUGCAUUUGGCGUGGGUAGCAGAAGGAAGAUAAAUCAAGCAGGAUACGAUGACGACCGUAGACGAAAUUCAAACUACGAAAACUGCGAAUUUUCACAUCUUUGAACUUUCGUCCUUUUUAAAGUUCACGCCAACCCCGACGUUUACAAUAAGGCAAAUGAGGCAAAAAAAUUAAAACAAAGAUUCGCCCUUAUGCGAGUUUUGCCAUACCACGUGCGUUUAUGAGGGUGUAACGGCUUUUAUGCACAACUUAGUCAUGUCUUGGUGAAAGUUAAAAGCGCCUCUGUCUUGAAGAACCAUUCCGUAGAGCAAUCACCUCCUUCCUUUUCAUUCAGUUUUGAAAUACAAGCUCCUGGCCCUAGUUUUUCGAAAGGUGGAUAUAUAGCGCUCUUCACUGGAUAAAUUGGUUUCCCUAAUACAUUUUCGCUGGAUAGUGAUUUAUCCGGUGAAUAGCGCUUUCCAACAUGUAAUACUGAGAUCACAUCUGAAUUCAAAGCCUGUUUAUAUUGUGCAAUCCACUCAAACCCUCAAGACUUGAAAGUCUCAAUUCUUUUCUUCUUUUGUUUUUCAGCGUCUGUUCCAGGAGGCAGGGGUACGAGUUGAGGGGUACAUGGGCAGCCACGCCCCACCCGGGGGGUUUGUAUCUGUAGACAUAGCGGUUUGCACCAUAGAAAAAGCCAACAGUCUGCUGAACCGGCUGCUAGAGGAGAACAAAGCGCUGUCUUCUCUUGGAAUUGUUGUUGUGGAUGAAAUGCAUAUGAUUGGUGAUUCACAUCGUGGCUAUCUGCUAGAGCUGUUUUUGACCAAAAUACGAUACAUCGCUGGGUGUAAUGGUGAAACAGAAGCGGAUAGAAGUGAAGGUAAACUAUUGACACUGAAUUACCACUAUGAAGGGGUUUUAGAUUCAGCAGAAAUCAAAGUCUCACGUGCUUUUCUCUUUCCUCAUUUUUCUUUUUGUACGAAAAUAAGCUGACCACCUUCUCGGUCACCUAGAUGGUAAAUCAAGCGUGAUUCGAUCAAACAUGAUUCCUCUGCCUUAUGUAUUCUAAAGCAGGAAGAUUUUUAAUCAUUUCAUAAUUUGCCUUUGGUUCACAGCGAGAGAAACAUUAACGAAACAGUUCAAUCUAUGUUGCUGAUUUUAGUUGUCAUAAAAGCAUAUCACACAUAGGUAAAUUAAUAUUUCUUUUGGAAUUGCUAAUUCUCCAACCAAAUGAACUUUCUGUCUUUAGAGCUUAUUAAGACAUUUUUAGGAGACGUAGUGAUCGAGUGGUUAGAGCGUCGGACUUGUAUUCCGGAGGCCCCAAGUUCAAGUCUCGCUCUGACCGCUAGCUGGAUUUGUUCUCGGUAGUCUCGAGUUCAAAUCUUCAGCCACGCUUGUAAGUAGCCAACUGGUUUGCCUCCUACCAGGCGGGAUUCUUAAUCAUGUUAUGCUCAAUUUGAAUUAUUUGUUUCAUAAUCCCUGAAAAGCCCCGUAAGAGUAGAGGAUAAUUAAGUAUUAAGAAUUGAGAUUUUUUAAAAUUUGUUUUUAAUAUAUAGAGGAUAUUACAUGGCCGCGCGGAGAUACGAAAUUUCUCUUCUCGUGUUGAAAAAUAUUUUCAAUAUAUAUUUUCAACACGAGAAGAGAAAUUUCGUAUCUCCAAGCGGCCAUGUAAUGUUCUAUUUAUUAUACAAACACCAAUGAAAUACCAAACCAUUUCACUGAAACAGUUUUUUCCUGCGAAAGGCGCGAUUUAUUAUGUAACCACAGCAACGGUGAUAUUUUCACAUCUGAAAAUAUCAUGUUAUUUUCGCGUGUGAAGAUAUCAUGUUUUCGCGUGAAAGCUCACCUGGUAUUUCAUUGGUGUUUAUAUAAUGAAAAUAUGUUUUUAUCGCCUCAUGGUAUUUGACACGCCGACCUUGUCACGAGAUAAACAAUUCCUGUAUGUACUCCUCUAAGUACCUGAAUACUGACAUAUACAUUCUUUUUAUAAACUAAGGUUAAGCUAAUUGAAAUAGUUCGACAAGCUUUCGUUCAUUGACACCCUCCUUUGACUUUGCAGUAAACGACACAUCGCCUGCGAUACAGAUAGUUGGCAUGAGCGCAACCUUACCCAACCUUGACAUGCUCGCAAAGUGGUUGUCCGCUGACCUAUAUUUCACCGACCAAAGGCCUGUACCGCUGACCGAAAUGAUCAAAGCAGGCUCGACUCUUUAUGACGCCAGCAUGAACAAGAUUCGAGAAAUCAGAGGUGGCACUGUCAGCGGAGAUGAGGAUCACGUGAUUCCUUUAUGCAAGGAGACGAUAUCGGAAGGACACUCUGUCUUAGUCUUCUGCCCGACAAAAAACUGGUGUGAGAAGCUGGCAGAGUCUAUUGCUAAGCAUUUUUUUGACACUGGAAGCUUGGCUGUUAAGGAAAGUAAUAUUUCUUCUGCUACAGGUGGUGGAUUUGUCAAAGCUUCAGAGCUACUAACGUUUGAUUAUAUGGCACUGAAGGAAGUAAUAGAACAGUUAAAACGCACACAAGUAGGCUUGGACUCAGUCCUCUCACGCACAGUCCCUCACGGGGUCGCAUUUCAUCACGCAGGACUCACCUUUGACGAGAGAGACAUUAUUGAAGGAGCCUUUAGACAAGGGUCCAUUCGAGUACUCGUGGCGACCUCUACAUUGUCGUCAGGUAAGAUCCCACAGAAAAAAUGGUCCUUUCUCCCGCUAUUAAAACAUCAAAUGCAAUUCAUAGAAAUUCUUAUUUAAUAAAAGCUUGCAAUCUACAAGAAAACUUUCUUUAAAACAUUAUUCUUAUACAGAUAUAUUCCCUAGUUCUCCUUGACCACAAUAAUCUUGUAACAGCUUCAGGCUUUGUAGCCUUGCAAUAAAGCGUUGACUGUAGCUUGCUCUUAGAAGCAAGGAUGGCACAGUUAAUUAUUUCCAGAUCCCAAGUUCGAUCCACGUUGACAUCACAUCUUUCUUUCAUCUUCUCUCCUUUCUUUUAGCUUUAACUAACUUUAAAUACCCUUAAAACGGAGCGUUGAUGGAGGGGUGGGGGGGGAGGGGGAGGGGGGGGGGGUAAAAUGAGCUCACCAUCGACCUCCAGUUUAUCAGUCGAAUUACUUUCGCGAGUUAUCGACGUAAAAUAUGGCUGCUUAACCUUUUUUAUUAUUUUCAGGCGUAAAUCUCCCUGCGCGGCGCGUCAUAAUCCGUACUCCAAUAUUUCAUGGUAAACUUGUUGAUGCACUGGUGUAUAAACAGAUGGCUGGCCGCGCAGGUCGCAAAGGAGUCGAUGCGCUGGGAGAGAGUGUCCUUAUAUGCAAACCCGCUGAACGACAGAAGGCAGCUUCGCUUUUGAAUUCUCAGCUAAAAGCUGUUCACAGCUGUUUGCUAGGUAUGGAUAAAGUUUCCAUGUUUGUAUGUCGAGUUUUCAUGGGCGCGGUUUUGUUGGAAUAGGUCUAGUAUAUAUGUAUGGGCAUGCUGUUUACCUGUCAAAGAGCUGGAUGCAGAACGCAGCUGCCAGUUUUAUCUGCCAUAUAUAUUGGACGCUUUGAUCACAUCACUACCUACCUACGCGGGCUAUUAAUUAGACACAGAAUUCAGUUUCAAAUCUUACCGUUCAGCUAUAAAGCCUUAAAUGGACUUGCUCCUGCAUAUAUUACGUAACUUUUUAAAGGUAGGCGUAUCUCUGUUAAUAGAAUAAUCUCAUUUUAUUGUUUAUAGCAAGGGGAUAUCCCUUCGUUUUCUUUAUUUUAACUUCAUAAGCUAUUAUGAACAAAUUAAUGUAAUAUUCACGGACGAGAUUUUCAAUCAAUUCGUGCCUUGAUAACAAGCAAUUGUUGCAGGUAAUUAGCAAAUAUUUCAUGAGGCAGAGUAUGAUCUGCGAAUUAUCCAUAUCGAUUAGGGUGUUAUCUCCGUUUUUUAAAAUCAAAGUUCGGUUAUUUGUUAAAAACAGGUGAAGUUUUCCGCCAUUUUCUCCAGCAAGUGACCUCGUCCUCAAACGUCUUGCUUCCAAACCAGUGAACUAUCGGCUGUUUUCUUGUGCUAAACGGAGCAAAACACAUGUCUUUUGAUCGCACACGCAUUGAAAGGCUUUGGCAUCAGAACAAGGCCAGCUUCGGGUUCCAGGGUCGGCAGUUCGCAUCCAGGGGGAUUCUUGAAUUUGAAUCUGUGCAGAAGGCGAGCCAACGUAAGGAAAACUUGAAUCCUUGCUAGAGAUUCACCUGAACAAACACGACGACCAGCUGAAAAUGGCAGAAAGACAUCAGCUUUUGGAGGGACAAAAUUUCCAUCUUCGUCCAGGAACCUUUGGGGCUUAAAUUCGUUUGGAGCAUCCCAGAGGUCCGGAUCGUGAUGUAGGGACCAUAAAUUUACCAACACAACGGUUUCUUUUGCGAUUUGAUAUCCCUGUAGUGUUGUAUCUACGGUCGCUUUAUGAGGGAUCGCCAACGGCCCAGGAGUCGAAAGGCGCAAGGUCUCUGCAAUUGUGGCUUGCAACAGGGGAAGGCUUUUCUCGUCCUUGAGGUCUGGCAGACGAUUUGGUCCAAUAACAUGAUCCAACUCUUGAUGUAACAGAUCUUGGAUUUUUGGAUUGUGAAUGAGGUAGAGCAGCGCCCAGCACAAAGAACCUGAAGUGGUUUCCAUUCCAGCAAUAAACAUCUCACUUAUUGUUAAGAUAAGUUGCUUAUCCGUGAGAAGUUCUUUGAUUGACGCAUUGUCUUUUACAGCCUCCAUUUUAGCCUUCAACAUGGCGUCUGUCAAAUCUUGAGGGUUCUGCACUCUGUUAGCCUCCACAUGUUCCCAGUAAAUCUUUCCUAUCAACUCUUCUCUUUCCUUGCAGCUUUGUUCUAAAGUCUUGAUCGAGUUGAAUGGUAUGAACGAGAGCCACGGAAACACGUCCACCACACUUCCUGAUGAAAGCAUUUUCGCUACACCCUUGGUCAUUUCAAGAAACCUAGUAACCUCAGGGUCAUUUAUUCCAUAUUUUGAACCAAACACCAAUGCACAAAUCACAUUCAUCACAGCUAAGCUAAUACCUUUUGUGAUGUCUUGUGGCUGUCCAUUUCUGGAGCCUACCCUUUCUAAGAGAUGGUCAAGUUCCUCAUUGAUCACUUUUCCUUGUUUUAGCACUUGUUUCACAUACAUUUUAAGCGCCGAGACGGUAAUCUUGUUAUGAAGUCGCCAUUGAUUUGAAUAGUCAGCAAAACCAAUCGCUUUACCUUGUGAGUAAACCUCUGCAGUAUAAAAUCUUGGACGACCGGCAAAUUCGGCUGACUUUCUAACAAGAACUUCUUUGAUAGCAUCUUGGCCGCUAACAACGAUUACAAGCUGGCUGCCGAGGUACAACCUAAAGACGUGACCAUAUAUUUUCUCCAUUGCCAUGAGGUCAAGAUGACGUGUCUCGGCCGCUAAUUUGUGUGCAUUUCCAAUAAUUGGUAAAGGAAAAGGACCAGGUGGAAGAUUUCUGGUUUCAGAGAGGCGAUUUACAACGAAUAUGGCGAGGAUAACUGCCAAAAGAUACCACGCGAACUCUUCAAACAUCUUUACGGUUAUUACGUGAAGAGCCUCCACCGACAUGUUAAGGUUCACGAUUUGGGAAUUGAAUAAUUUACAACAACGUAACGCUCGAAAUGCUUAUCAUUUUUUCCCCAAUUUUCUAAUCCCAAGUCGCCCAAGCAUAAAAUUAGGGUGUCAAUUACACCCCAAAAAUGUGGCAAUAAAGGAAUACCUUGAACUCGAGGGAUUCUUAAAGAUUUCUCAGCCCGGCCUCCGUCUACACGAAUCAAGGUAUUUUGGAACCGCAAAUUGACGGAUUUACUGGUUAAGGUUUCGUGUAAACGGAAGCCCGAUUGGCCUAUAAAAAAAGCCCUGAUUCGCUUGGACGAGACUUCAGACCUUUCUUCGGCCAAGCCUGCCAUCAGACCCAUUUUUAAGUGAUGUUUACCCUGAGGGAAGUUGUCUUAUUUCACGCUGUGUGAAAGUAGUAGCCUGCUCACAUACCAUCUAUUUUCUCUUAUGAGUCCGCCGAGCGCGCGUGAUAAAAAUAAAAACAGCGGGGGAAUUAAAUGACCGCUAGCGCAAGGGGGUAGAGGUAGGGGAAGACGAAAAUUAUUUUUCUUUCUCGCGCUCGCCGAUUAUCGAAAAGAAGAAUAAAGCAACAUCUGUGUACAGGCUGUGAAGGUAGACAUUCAGUAAUGGAUACUAACUUCCUAUCUCUUUUAGGCAAAGAAGAUAAUUGUGGAAUAAAACGUGCCCUUCUUGAGGUCAUUGCUAGCGGAGUGGUUACUAGGCCUCAAGAUGUGGAACGUUACGCGGCCUGUACCUUCUUCGCCUCAGUCCCCUCGCAAGAAAAUGCAAAUGAUUCAGAUGCUAUUAUUAAGACGACUGUGCAGUUUUUGGUACAAAAUGAAUUUGUUCGUUUACAAAAGUGUGGCGAUGCAGACCGUGAUGGAAAUAAAGAAAAUCAGAACGGCAUCGAGGAGGUAACAUUCAAUUAUGUGACACUUUUUCAUAAAUUUGGGCAGAUGAAAGGAGCUGUUAUGAAACGAUCUAAAUGAGGAGUGGUAUAUUAUUAUUGGCCUCUGUGCGCUAUUUAACUAGUAUUACGUCUCUCUAUUACUUCUAUUGAUUCUCUCAUUGCAUGUGCUUUGGUAUCAAAGUGAUCUUUUGAAUCUGUUUUCUCUCAUCUCCUCAAAACCAGAACUUUUAACUCAACGACGACUUUUUAUAUUAACAGCCGACAUUUCUUGACGCCACCACUGGUUUCCCCAUGAAAUGACGUCUGAGAAACGAGCGUAGAAAUUCCACACUGAUGACGCGUCACAACCCAGAUCUGGAUAGUGCUUCUGAUUGGUCGUGCUGCAUGGGAAAUUUGUUUCAGCCAAUCAGAAGCAAUACCUAGAUCUGGGUAGUGACGCGUCAUCAGCAGGGAAUUUCUGCGCUCGUUUCUCAGACGUCAUUUUGUGGGAAAACCAGUUUAUGGCAUCGGCUGUUUCCUCAGGGUAGCCUUAUACGACUGUUUUUUAGAUUUUGUUGUUUUUCCUACCCGCUUAGGAAAUUUAACCUGAGUUAGAGUUGCUUAAAUUAGAAUUUUCAAAAUCAAGAGAAGAAAGCCAUCGAACGGCGAGCCCCUGCUCAUUUUAGUCUUUUUACGGCGCUUUCUCGAAUAAAAUGAAAAAGGUAGUAAGAAACAGGACCCUCUAACAACCUCAGCCUUCUUCACUUUUUCCGUUGCUGUCAUGGUCCGGCUACUACUGAUAGCUGGAUUGUCAGUGAGUUAAACCUGGACUGAUUCUAAAAAAUAAUUGAUAAGACGGAUCCUGUUUGGUUCAAUUGCAGGCUGAAAAGGGUGAUGAGAGAUACGUACCAACUCAGCUAGGUAUGGCUACGUUAUCGUCAGCUCUAUCCCCGGAUGAGGCUCUUGUGGUGUUUUCUGAGGUGCAGAAGGCCCGCAAGUGUUUCGUACUUGAGAGCGAAUUGCACAUUAUUUACCAGGUGAGGGGGAAACCAGACUUACCGUAAAAUUCUUGACGCGAACGCUCAUUUUCAUACACCCCAAGCUGAGUCAUGGCUAGGAAGUGGAGGGCAUGGAGACGAUGUGAUAACUAGCGUAUUUUUUUACGAAAACAGGAAUAUGCAGGAUAACAAAAACUUGUUUAUACCAAAAUCGUAAUAAAUAGUACCGUUUAACAGGUUCCCACGUGGAUUUACAGAUGAGAGGAGUUUUAAUUAAAGCUUUUUAGAUUCCAAUGAAAUUUUUAGGCUCUGUUUUUAUCGUUUGUUUCAUAUUUUUUUUUUUAUUCAAUUUAUAUAUCUUGUAAGCCAUCAUUUUAACGUAUUCAUUAUUUGUAAAUUAAUUACUUGUGUCACUGAAAAGCCCUCUUUAGGGAGUGUCAGUAAAGUUUGUAUAGUUUUUAUUGUUUUUGUGCUAAGAGGGGCCCUAGUGAGUGAAUCUGUGCUUUAUAAUCUCACAACAUUGCAUAAACAUUGUGUAACUGUUGACCAUCUAGGUUACUCCAAUAUAUAUUCAAGAUCAGUGGCCCAGCAUUGAUUGGUACCAGUACCUUCGUAUCUGGGAGCGCCUACCUACAAGCAUGCGCCGUGUUGGUGACCUGGUAGGAAUAGAGGAAGGAUUUCUCGCCAGAGCUGUGCGAGGCCGUAUAUUGACACGCACGGAACAACAGCGUCAAUCACUCGCCGUGCAUCGCAGAUUCUUUGCUGCUUUAGCUCUCCAAGACCUCGUUCAUGAAGUGCCACUCAAUGUAGUUGCCAGGCGGUACGGUGCAAACCGCGGCAUGUUACAGUCUCUACAAGGUUCCGCGGCAACAUUUGCGGGAAUGGUGACCGUGUUCUGCGAGAAACUUGGUUGGACUAACAUGGAACUGCUUCUCUCGCAAUUCCAGAGCCGAUUAUCUUUUGGCGUUGUGCGUGAGCUUUGCGACUUGGUGAGGAUAUCUCUCUUGAAUGCUGCGCGUGCGCGUUUGCUGUACACUGCUGGCUAUCACACCAUCGCUUCCGUGGCUGCAGCACCUCCCUCUGCGAUCGAAAACAUACUACACAACGCUGCUCCAUUCGUCAGUGGACUCAAGCGCGGUCAGGAGACUGAGACCGAGGUGCGUGAACGUAGCGAGGCACGCGUUAUCUGGGUCGCAGGACGGAGAGGCCUUACAUUGGGAAAUGCCGCCAAGCUUAUUGUCAACGAAGCUAAACAACUUCUGCAGGCUGACGUGGCACAACUUGGAAUUGAGUGGAAACCGUCAGAGACUGAAGAGAAUAAGUCGAAUAUUUCUAGUGUGGCUGAUAUAAGGCCGAAUAAUGGCAUUGCUCGGUCAACAGUCACUUUCCAAAGUGGUGCAGGGGCAAGAGUUCCUGCCAGAACAGAUAAAGGUUGUAAAAUGAAUGUUGAAAAAUCGAACGCAAAAUCCUGCGCGAGUGAUCCUUCAACUGACUUACAAAGGAAUAGGUUGCAGCCCGCACAAACUGGAAUUACCCCGGAUGGUAGUCAUGGCCAAGAAAUAGUUAAGUCAGGAAAGCAAGUGAAGCAAGUGGUUGUUCCAAGCUCUCUUGCAAACAAAGUGCCCAUCAUCUCCAGCGUCGGGUCGUCUUUGGCAAAUGUCCCGCCAAAGGAAUCAGUAAAUAAUGAAGCCACUGAUCAUGACGUAACGUGUCGAGCGAAAGGCAAGAUAACGGAGAGUGUGGCUUCAAAAUUGAGAUAUGAGGAUUGCGCUUCAACAUCGGUGGCCCAAUUACAGCCGACAGUUACUUGUCACGCUAAGGAAAAGCCUCACACUGUCUCGAGUCCUUUACUGACUUCCGAUGACGUUCCUCGCUCGAGAAAGAAACGACGCUCGCCAAUUUCUGUUUUACCCGGACCACAAGAAAAAUUAACGAAAAAAGAAACAGCGUCUGUGGAUAUAUCGGAGGUGCCAAGAUCCGGUCCAAAUGAGUCAGAAAACGCGUCCAUUGUUGCUGAAGUUUCUUCUGAUUCUAAACUUUGUAACGAGGUGCAGUCCGUUUCGGUGGAGUUGUAUUCAGAGCCAUUUGAAGGAGAGGAACCUGCUGUUCAGGUAAAACCGGUUGCCGGUGAGCGGAAUGAUAAUCACGUGUUGUUAGAUUCUCAAGCACUGGCUGCGUGUAGUUUGAGUGACACCUGCCUCAUGGAGUGUGACGUCAUGAUUACCGAUUCAGGACGAAAUCCAGCGGCGCAUGCGCCUCCUGUUAAACGAAAAGAUUCUCCUUCAAAAGUCAUGCGCGACAGAGACACCAUUGUUGUCAAGCCUCCGUUCGGUAAUGUUGCUGCGGAUCAAAGUCAAGAACUUAUUGGUGAAUAUGACACCCAACCGCGACUUCCCGGUACUGGAGAGUUUCACGUGGAGCGAAGUUUUGAGCUCGUAUCAUCGUUGACCUCUCCUGUACCUCACUCAUCUAGAUCCCCGUCUGCUAAUAAUGACCUAGUCUCUCCUAACAUAGCACACUCGUUUUCCCUUCGUCUUUCAUCUAGCGAUGGUUGCUUAGAUUCUGAUCUGUCCACGUUGGCUGCGGUCGAGUUAAUCGAGAAAGAAGCUGAGGCGAAAAAUAUAGAAGGAAAAACAGAGACAGCUGCGAUUUCGGGUGACGAUGGUUUUACUAAAGUUAAGGAAUUAAAAAUCCUGAUUGUUUCCGGUCACGUGCAAGAAAAAUCACCAGCAAAGAAGAUACCACGUAAAGAAUUGCAAGAAGAUCUGGAAAAUAAAGGUAGCGAGGCGCUUGAUUCUGAUUUAGUUCCUUCUACGCCACCAGUAGAAAAGAAACCUUCCCAAGACGAUUUUAAAACCAGAACUUCAGCGACUCCUUUGUCUACAAGAAAACGGCUCUCACCAAGAUACUCCCGUUCUUCUAAUACCCCGGAUGAAGGGCUGGCCAUUGUCGAUGUCACGGGACACGAGCGAGUUUUCUCCAUGUUCCUGAAAGAAUGGCGCAGUCAAACGCGCUACUCGUUGGCAGUGGCUUGUGAGCGCGUUGUUGAUAAUGUUCCUAGGAUUGGAGGCCGAUUUACCACUAAUGUGCCAACGUCGGAAGGAACCUCGCGAGGACUCACAGUUGAAGGGGAGGAUCAGGUAGUUGUCGGAAUUGCGGUUAGCUGGGGCGACAAAGACGCUUAUUACGUGUCUUUUAAGGAACAUGCUCAGUCAUCACCUAACCAAGCGGACGACAGUCAGACUGAGUCAGCAGUCGAUAAUAACCUGACUCUUGAUCGUCGUGUAAACGCAUUAAAGGAUGUUGUUCAGUUCUUGACUGAACCAGGCCGGUUCAUGGUUUGUUUUGACGUCAAGGAGCACUUUAAGGUAAGAAAAACUGAGUAAGUUAAUCUUGUCGAAUGAAAGGGAAAUGGAGAGCAAUGGGCUUUAAAAAUUGAAUUCUAUUUUCAAUUAAUACUACCGCUGUGAUCAGUGGUUGGUAUACAGUAAAAACCCGCCUGUAAGAACCUACUCUUUUAAGAAUUUGCUGGGAGAAAUGUACCAUUUUUAUACUCAAAAAUAUAAGAACCUGUUUAGCCAAGCAAGAUCAAGCAUGUUCUCAUAUAUUUGGAUCAUAGUUAAAAUUUGACGACCAUUUUAACCAAGGAGUUAGACUUUGAGAUUGUAAAUUUAUAUUGCAUGAAAAUGCUUGAUUUAUGAACUUUAUUUUGUCAUUUUUUUAUUCUACAACUUGCGUUAUGGGGAUAACGCUACAUUGUAUAUAUACUGUAAUCAGUUUAGUUGGGCCUAUAAUAAUACAGUGAAGAAAUACUGUAUAUUUAAGGACCAAACAAACCAAGUUUGACCAAACCCAAGUUUUACUGGUAGUCAACGACCAUAUCUCCAUUGUAAUUAAGAACAUGAUUAUUAAUAAGAACCUACUUAGCCUAAAUUGCCAGUAACUACUCCAAAAUACAAGUACCCUUUUUUCCAAACUUCAAAAAAUGUAGGUUCUUACGUGCCGGUUUUUACUUUCCACAAGUAACUAGGUUCGUUCUCAAGUAAUGGCUUUGAAAAGUACACGUACGCAAUAACGCCGCAGGGAAGUAGCAGUAGAGAACUAAUGUUAUUGCAAUGUUGGAACAGUGUUUGUACAGCGUUUAAGCUGUAUUGAUGUUUGCGAAAUGCUGAUGAGCUGAUGUUAACCUCUAGAGUUCAUAAUUCUGGAUUCGAAUUUCCCAGCUAAAGCGUCGUUUGUGGUUAGUUUGCCCGCUACAGACGAUUCACGUGACUGAUUCUACUUGCUGUCAUCAAUUUACCAGCAGAAGUCGUUCGCAUAUUUACAUGGAGAUUGGGAUAUAGCUUUCAUCGUUUCCUUAUAAAUGCUCUGAGAAUUUUUUUUUGAUAAAUCAUGGUUUGGUUUCUUUUUGUCUUCGAUUAAGCUUAAUUAAAAUUUAAAUUUAACCUUGUUAUGUCAAAUUGAUGAUUUGUUUAUAUAAACACUGCUGAGGGUAAAUAAAAGAAUUACUUAUUUAUUGUAUUUGAUGGCAGUUUUUCUUUUCUUUAUGAUGUUUUAUCUUUUCAGACCUUUGCUCGUUCCACUGGCAUCUCUCUUAAUGGACCUGCGGAGGAUCCAAAGGUGGCAAAUUGGCUUUUGGAUCCAGGGGCUAAAGAAAGGAACCUCCACCAGCUUGUUGCGCAGCACCUACCUGAGGAGGCCCCUCUUCUGGAAGGUAAGUAUACGUAACGGACCAUAAUUUGCCUUAUAAUCAUUAAGCAUUUUUUGUUGUCAUUAUUUUGGCAUCCUCUGGAAUUACCAUUGUAGUAUUGACCUUUAAAAGAAGACGUGUUAAAAAAACGCUGCAAACCAUUGUAAACCACAAUAACGCCCUCCCUUCAUUUCAGGCAGUGGUGGUGGACUAGGUACUGGAGGCCUGGCACUAGCAUAUCAGUGUCAACAGAGUGGUCGAGUGAGGGCCUGUGUCGAGUCCGUCUUGGUUCUUUCGCUGAUGAACAAGUUACGGCCAUUGUUGGAAGCAGAGCAGAUUCUGUCGGCAUUUACAAAGGUUCCGUGUUCUUUGUUAUACAGUUCAUUUGCUAACAAUUGAAGGACUGAGCUUUUUUAAAGCAGGAUUAAGAUAGUAAAAGGUAGGCGCGAAAUUUGAAUCCAGAUCUGAACAUUUACAAAUUGAAUUAGCGAAUUCAGGUGAUUUUUUCUGCCUACAAUUUGAUGUUUGGACGCUCUAAUUUGUCUGGUUAAAGUUGACAGAGGAAAUUGCUUUUAAACAAAAGAAACAGAUUAAAAUUCGAACAACUGGUCCCUGGACAUUAUAAGCGCUUUUUCGGUCUGUUUUACACAAGGACCCAGCCUCAAGUGAUCAAAAAGUGGAUAGUGAUAUCUGCUGGAAUCGCUAUCCAGCUGAUAACACAAUUGGUUUCCCUAAGAGUUUUACGAUGUGUCGUGAUUUUUCUGCUGGAUAGUUGUAUCCUCUUUUUUUGAACAAAUGGAGCCAGGAUUACAAUGUUUUACUCUUGAAUCCCGAUAGGUGCGAUUGUCACAACUAGAUUAGCUUUUUCAGGGUGUCAAGAAAGUAUUAGCCUAACAGUCCUUUUAACUAGCCCUCUACACAUUUUUGAUGAGCAGGAUUGAUAACAGUUCUUCUGUAAUAUGAAUUCCAUGAAAACUUCACUUGCCCGUCGGGCAAGUUAAGAACAAAAAUCACUCACCCGAUAGCAAAAGCCACUAGCCCUUGGCUACUGGACACGACAUUAUUUGAACGCUGUUUGUAGUUAUUUUGGGUGUCCCUUAACUGUGUGUAUUUUUAGUUCUAUACCGUAUAUUUUUUCAAGUUGCUCAACUUACAGUUCAAAAUAAACGUUGUUGUUGUCAUUGUGACAAUCGUUUUCAAGCCUCUGACAAAUUUGCGAAUGAUCCGUUUUCGUCGAUGUAAAUGUUGUUUAACCUGUUAUUGUUAAACUAUCGUUGCGUCAAUUAUCACUGUAGGUAGAGAUGCCAUCUGUACUCUGCUUGGCUCGCAUGGAGUUAAACGGUGUCGGUUUUUCAGACGCAGAGAGCGAACGCCUUAAGAACAUCCUGCAAGCUAAACUGCGCACGCUCGAAGAGGAAGCAUACCGACUGGCCAAUCAUAGCUUCUCCUUGACCAGCCGUGAGGAUGUAGCACAGGUACGAGGCAGAAAAUGAUAAAAUUACCUCAUUCUCUCUUUUUUCUACUCUUUGAAACUCCUGGUUGCAGCAAUCUGCUGAAAAUUCGUAAAAAGCAUAUUUUUCCCAAACAAACAUUUGAAGGCGUGAGGGUUGUUUCCUUUCCUAUAAAAACAUUGAAGAAGGCUGAACGUCCUUUAAACUUUUUUCAAGCGUCAUCUGCAACAAUGUAUCUCGUGAGAAAGUUGGUUAUUGUUGAAUGUGUUUCGUUUACAGCUAGAUAUACAGAGGAACAGUUUUACAGAAUUUUCAUUUGUAAUUUCUAACACUUCCUUAAAGGGGCGGCUAUGUUACGCUAUGUGCUAUCUUUGUAAAAAGCUAAAACUUAGUUUUCACAUCAAUUGAAUUUCAAAAAUAAUGGGUAUCGGCAUUAAAACUGUUUGCUGUCGUCUGUUGCAAUGGAUGGCCAGGAUGGACACAGACUGAAACUUGAAUAAGUGUGCAAUCUACCAGAUCAUUUUGUGUACGGGUAAGAGCAUUAAGUAAUGAUUUCUGCCCAGAAUUGACCUAAAACAGCAACAUCCUUAUGACAAAGCCCAUUUAACGACGGCAUUUACUUGUGAUUUAACCUUCCUUACCACGGCCAACAGGUGCUUUUUAUCGAACUGAAACUGCCACAUGAUGAUGAUGGUCAGGCUACCAAAAGGAAGACCCUAGGCGUGACUCGGCGAGGAGCGUCACGGUCUACUAAGCACCUGAGCACUAAUAAAGACGUUCUGGAACGAUUGAAGCCACUUCAUCCGCUUCCUGGGUUGAUAAUUGAAUGGCGCCGCGUCAACUCUGCUCUGACUAAGGUCGUGUUUCCGUUGCAGAAGGAGAAGUGCUGGAGUACAAGGCUCAAUAUGCCAAGAAUUCAUUCCUCGAGUCAGACGCACACUGCCACGGGGCGAGUCUCGUUUGCAGAGCCGAACUUGCAGAACGUCCCGAAAGAUUUUCACAUCAAUUUACCAACAACAAUUGCCGAGAGUCCCCCGCCUGGAGCGUGGGGCGAGAAAGCUUCCUCAAAACGAGGCCGCAGAGGAAAUCGACGGAGCACGAUAAAUAUGAGACCUGAGUCGAGUUCGACAGGGGUGGCAGCAAAUUAUGCAGUGAGCAUGAGAAACGCUUUUGUGCCAUUUAAAAAUGGCGUUCUCUUUGCCGCUGAUUAUUCGCAGCUAGAAUUAAGGUUAAUCGCCCAUCUUGCAAACGAUGAACGCCUGCGAAGAAUUCUUAACGGGGGAGGGGACGUGUUUAGAAUGAUCGCAGGCGAACUUUAUCGAGUACCUGCGGAGUCGAUUAAGAAGGACCAACGUCAGCACGCCAAACAAGUUUGUUAUGGCAUAAUUUACGGAAUUGGCGCCAAAGCCCUCGGCGAGCAGCUUGGUCUUGCUGAGGAGGAAGCCGCAUUAUUUAUUGACAAGUUCACUUCCCGUUAUGUAGGGGUGAAGAGGUACCUGAAAGAAACAGUUGAGCAGUGUAAAGUACAAGGUUAUGUCCGGACAGUGACCGGAAGGAAAAGAUUCCUUCCGGCUAUAAAUUCACCAAACCCGCAUGCGUACAGUCAGGCGGCAAGACAAGCGGUGAAUACCACAGUCCAAGGAUCAGCGGCAGACUUAGUGAAAACAGCCAUGGUAAACAUCGACAAGACGUUAGCACUCGAAUUUCCAACCUCUGUCGUGACUCACAGGCAUUCCUCUCCGGAUUUGCAGUCAAAAGGAGAAAUCCGGGGGAGGCGCCCACUGUGUAGCCUCCCCCCUCCUGUCGGUGGAUAUUUUGUUUUACAGCUUCACGAUGAGCUCAUAUUUGAGGUUUCGGUAAAUGAACUGAGGAAAGUGGCCGAGAUUGUUAAAACGGAAAUGGAAAACGCUAUGAAACUGUCAGUAGCGUUGCCUGUUAAAAUGAAGGCUGGUCCUUCAUGGGGAAAUAUGGCAGAAUUUGAGUUGUAA